Aspergillus puulaauensis is the source of this 1836-nucleotide messenger RNA. RefSeq names its product bZIP transcription factor. Gene Ontology annotation, biological process: regulation of DNA-templated transcription. The transcript is spliced from 2 exons. The coding region runs from base 1 to 1836 and encodes 611 amino acids. Gene Ontology annotation, molecular function: DNA-binding transcription factor activity. The record is from RefSeq and is a predicted model, not a curated record. NCBI's taxonomy places the organism in Eukaryota, Fungi, Ascomycota, Eurotiomycetes, Eurotiales, Aspergillaceae.
AUGGCCGCCCUCGCGGAACAUCCGGUUGUCGCUCAGACGUCUUACGACCAAGAUCUCGACACAUUCAUCAACCUCGAUCAACUCAGCUACACUCCUUCAGAACCAGCCCGAUCGAAAAUUGGUUUAACUUCACAGCCGUCUUUGCCUAACUCGGAAUUUGUUUCCAGCGAUGCACGAAGUGCCAGCUUUGCCUCGUCCAGUCAAUCACCGGUCGCAUUUCCCGCCCCUAGCCAUCAAUAUGAUGAGCACAAGCAGCAGACAGGUCUCCCACCAGGUGCCCUGGCCCAAGCCAUCCCCUUCAACCAAAUGCCUCAGAUGGGAUAUGGUGGUGCAAGCCCCGGUUUCGCUAUGAAUGGCGAAAUGUUCCAACCUCAGAUCAAGCGCGACGAAGCGCCCCUUGACUUCAACUCCACCCCAACUCGAAACCUUUCAGAGAUGGACCUUGAGGCCGACAACAACAUGAACACUGUACCUGGAUACUUUGUCUCACCAAAUGCCAACAAAAACCAAUUUGUGGACCCUAAUGCCCUUGGAGGACAAGAGGUCGUUUCCAUGGGAUCCUCCACCCAAGUUGGACGCAUGUACCCUGGUAUGCACCAGCAAGCUGCACUGGCUAAGGCGGCUCAACAGCAGAGACAGCAUGAAAUGCUCCGCCAACAGCAGCAACAACAGGAACAACUCCAACAGCAACGCAACAACGCCACUCCUCAGGCACAGCAGCCCCAGGCCUCAAACGCAGUGGUUGAGGAACGGAUCUCUCGCCUCUUGCAGCAAAUGAAGUCCGCUUCUGGAAGCCCUUCAGAGUCUCCCUCUCCAUCGUCCGGUGGUCAUUUGUCAAAGUCCAAGAAGGAUGAGCAGGACAUGGAUGAGGAUGAGAGACUUCUCGCUAGCGAGGAAGGCAAGAAACUGAGUAGCAAGGAGCGCCGGCAGCUCCGCAACAAGGUUUCCGCUCGUGCUUUUAGAUCUCGGAGAAAAGAAUACAUCGGCCAGCUGGAGAGCGAGGUGGCGCAGAGAACCGACGAGGCUAACCAACUGCGCGUUCAGAACCGUGCUCUCUACGAGGAAAAUGCUCGUCUCACCGAUCUUGCUCGUACACUUUUGUCGUCGCCAAACUUCUCCCAGUUCCUCGAUGAGAUGAACGUUAGUGGUCUUCCCAGCGGCCAAGCACAACUAUCGCAGCAGCCUCAGCAGUCGCAGCCCCAAGUACAGCAGCAGCAACCCCCGGCCAUGUCGCAGGCCCCGAUGCAGCAAGCGAACAUCCCCAAAGAGCCAGCUGCCAACCAUGGCCAGCAGGAAUUUCAAAUGCAGCAGCAAAACUCUCAGAUGGGAAUGAUGAUGGUCCCUAGCCAGGGUAUUGAUGUUUCUACAAUGAACAUGAACAACGGUGGCUGGAACACUGGAAUUGAUGUCAACUUCAGCAACGCCCCCGUUUUCGCUGUCCUGGAAGUCCCUGAGCCCCCUGUCGACACUGAGAUCCUUUCUGGCAAAUCGACCGCCCUCGACGGCCUGAACUACCCCGAGGCUCCUAGUACCAAGGAUGCUCCGCUCGUCGACCGCUUCCCCGAAGAACAACCCACGGCCGACGCUGGGAACUUAAACGUGGAGGUUGAUGAGUCCGACCCCGUCCUUGCACUGUUUGCCGACCAGCCCAAGCAGUCCGUGUCACAAAUCUCCGAAGACUCAUCCUUUGAUGGUAUCGAGUCUAGCAAACCCUCCGCUUACGAGAUUGUCGUCGAGAGUGACUCCAAGGCUGAUGCCAACCGACUUGCUUCCCUCUGCAGUAGCAUGGAAGAUGCAUUCCAACGCGUUUCCAUGCUCACUGCUCAUCUUCAAUGA